CUGUGUUUCUCUUGGCUCACGUACGCUUUGGUGUUUUGGCCUCGUAAUGCGUCAUCACACGCCCAAGAGGCUUGGAGACAUGGACGCCUUUUUAUUAAAGUAAUGCCAUCGUCCUUGUGCCUGACAAUCACAUCCUCGACCUUGCAGCUUCUUACUUUAUCGAUACCCCCCUUACUGAUACCCUGAAAAAUCCCAUUGAUCAAUCGGAUCAAAGUCGAACAAAACGCACCCCCUGCUCUCAUUACCCAACAACAAACCCCUCCUCGACCAACUGGCAACGCCCCUCUAUCAAGUGAAGAUAUCCCGACUGUACACUACACCAUGCAGGACGUCCAGAAGUACCCGGCCCCCAACUCGCCAACGGUGCGCAUGAUGGUGCUGGAAACGGACGAGCCUCACCCCGACACCCACGUCACCAGGGGCAGCUUCGGCGAGAUCCUGCACGCCCACUUCCAACACGCCGGCGCCGAGCAUGAUCCGCCGCUGGGGAUCGACACCGACCAGGUCUUCGUCGUCGAGGACAAGGGCGGCAACGUCCCCAAGUUUGAGGACUUUGACGGCUACCAGGGCGUCCUGAUCACCGGGAGCAUGUACGACGCGCACGGCGACAACCCAUGGAUCCUCAAGCUUCUCGGCGUUCUCAAAGAACUAUGGGAGCGUCGUCCCGAUCUCCAUCUGAGCGGCGUGUGCUUCGGGCACCAGCUGCUCAACCGCAUGCUCGGCGCCGACGUUGCGCCCGCUCCCUCGCGGGACUGGGAACUCGGCCACUGCCAGAUCGACCUCUCGCCCGUCGGCAAGCGGCUCUUCCGCACCGACGACGACCACAUCUUCCUGCACCAGAUGCACGCGGACCAGGUCGUCGCGCCGCCGACGCACGAGAGCUCCAAGGGCCUGCUCAAGCCCGGCAUGAAAGUGGACGUCUGGGGCCACAGCGAGCACACCUGGGUGCAGGGCACCUACGUCAAGGGGAGGCUCUUCACGACGCAGGCGCACCUGGCCUUCAACGAGGACAUGGUCAAGAGGCAGAUCCAGAUGAGGGUCGAAAGCGGGGGGAUCCAGGACCUGGAGCACGCCGACCAGGCGUCUGAGACGGCGCACCUGGACCACGAUGGAGACCUGGUGGCCGCAGCCAUCUUGAGGUUCUUCCACGGCGACGACGACGACAUUGAAUAGACUGCUCUGCGCAGGCAAUGACACCUCUCAGCCAACCCUCACUCAUAUCUUAUCCGCUUUAUUUAAUGAUCAGAACAUGUUGAGCCAUUGCCUCGAGUUUCUGUAGUUAAACUCUACAAAUUCCAUCUCUAAUCAUUGUGAAGAUAUUACUUUUACUCUACAUCGCACCCCUCCUUUUACAGUGCAGUGAAGAGGAAGGUUGGACACGCAGUACUAUGGCGCCAAACAAUAUCAAAAAGACAUCCAAGUCCCGUCGGGUUCAACUUAUCACGAGCGCGGGAGUAAGGACGUCUGUAUACCGGCUUAGGCGAACUGCAAGGGAGUUGGUAUGCUCAAAUAACGGUUGUAUUACCUUUGAUAAAUCUCAUGAGGUGGUCGGAAUGGUGUAUGCAUCUUCUCUUAUUAUGGAUCUUGUUUCUCAGCUUAUAAGAAGGCAUCAAGAAGUUAAACCUGCCACGAAAUCCUCCUCAUAGGCGAAGUGCGUUUGUUAUGAUCAAGAUCCAAUGCCAAUCAUUGCUUGAAGACAUUCAUUCCUCUGGGCCUUCGGGCUGUCACUGGGCCCAUGUUCAAAUUGUCGGACCUAGCCUAUUUUCUCCCAGUUCAUCAACGCCCUCCCUGUCACUACUCACUAGAG
Molecule: messenger RNA, 1807 nt
Organism: Colletotrichum destructivum
Lineage: Eukaryota; Fungi; Ascomycota; Sordariomycetes; Glomerellales; Glomerellaceae
Product: Putative glutamine amidotransferase domain containing protein ChyE
Exons: 2
Coding region: 322-1173 (283 amino acids)
Cellular component (GO): cytosol; nucleus
Source: RefSeq, a predicted model, not a curated record